UUCAACCUUCAAUCGUCACAAUUUCAACAAUGGCUACAGUUACGCAGACCGAUACGAGAUUGGAGACCUUUGAGCUCCGAAGCUCACCCAGCCCGACGCGGAAUGUACUCGAUGACACUGAACCUCCGCAUUCAUCGAAGCCAAGUACCGGGGAACUACUCAAGAUUCUCAGCGCUGGAUUCAGUUUCUUCGUCGCUGGCGUUAACGAUGGAAGUAUCGGCGCUUUAGUCCCUCAUAUAAUUCGAGAUUACAAUGUCACGACGGCAAUCGUCUCAUCAGUUUACGGCGCGAACUUUAUGGGAUGGUUCUUCGGCGCCUUCUCCAACACUCACCUCUGUCAAGUCUUCGAUCUCGGGUCAAUGCUUACGUUGGGUGCUGUUCUGCAAGUCAUCGCUCACGCGCUCCGGUCUUGGAAGCCGCCUUUUCCCCUCUUCACCAUCACCUUCUGGCUCGCGAGUCUGGGUCAAGCAUACCAAGACACGCACGGAAACACUUACGUCUCUGGAGUAAAGGGCUCUCAUAGGUGGCUGGCGUUCAUUCAUGCGAUGUACAUGGCUGGUUGUCUUGUUGGACCAUUCGUCGCGACUGGUGUUGCUUCUGCAGGAAGGACGUCGAGAUGGUACUUGUUCUAUACAUUCCCACUUGGAAUCGGUGUUUUGAACGUCGCUUUCGUUGUCUACGCGUUUUGGGACACUCUGAGACUGAAGAGAAAGCAACCGCCAACCGAACGUACCCUCGAGGCCGAUGAAUCGCCUGCAUCAAGAAACGACGAUGCAUUUUCCUUGAUGAAGGAGACUCUCAAGCACAAGAAUGUCUGGCUCAUUAGUCUCUUCUUCUUCUUCUUCCUCGGCGCAACUCUCACAGCUAGUGGGUGGGUUGUAGAGUAUUUGGUCGAGGUUCGCAACGGGGACAUCAAUCAGAUGGGUUUCGUGCCCGCUGGAUUCAGUGGAGGAUCACUACUUGGGAGACUGUUUCUUGCGGAACCUACACAUCGGUUUGGAGUUCGCCCAAUGAUAUUUGCUUUCACGAUUCUCAGCAUCGGAUUGCUAGUUUUAUUUUGGCUGGUUCCGAACAUCAUCGCCGCUUCCAUCGCCAUCAGUCUGCUGGGCUUCUUCAUGGGACCAUACUUUGCCACAGGUAUCUCUGUCGGCUCGAAACUUUUCAAUCCUCGCAUCCAAUCAACAGCUUUGGCAUUUGUGUUUGUAUUUGCGCAGCUCGGAGGCUGCCUGUUCCCAAUCAUCACUGGUCUCAUCGCCGCCAGUGCGGGAGUCUCAAUUCUUCAGCCUAUUCUUUGUGCGCUUCUGGUUGCUACAAGUGUUUCUUGGCUGUUUGUUCCGAUGCCAAAGGAAGGUGAUAAUACGACACUGCACCAGGAGUAAUUGGACUGUGGGGUCUUGCGGCGAGGACGAAGCGCAAUAUGCUGCUCUAGUGCUGAAUCAAGAGGAGGAGGAGGAGGAGGAGGAGGAGGAGGGACCGAUGGUAUAUGAGAGAACCCAUUUGAACAGGAAACGCGAAGUAGCAAUAAGGGGGCCAUUGCAGACACGUGAGUUGUUGACAAGUGUUGGGAAAUGAAACAUUCGAUUAUUUGUAACGAUUGUGAGAUACAAGCUUUGUCUUUUCAGCCUCAUUUCUACUUCUUCACCCGACAUGUCGCUGAUGGCAUCAAUCUGCCUCACCACUGUCUCUUCUGAAAACCAUCAAACGUUCCUGUAGUAGGGUUCAUGUUAUACCUAUCCCAUUUCACGCUGAC
Messenger RNA from Fusarium odoratissimum NRRL 54006, 1750 nucleotides. RefSeq lists its product as uncharacterized. Bases 30 to 1379 code for a protein of 449 amino acids. The record is from RefSeq and is a predicted model, not a curated record. The transcript is spliced from 4 exons. Gene Ontology annotation, molecular function: transmembrane transporter activity. Gene Ontology annotation, biological process: transmembrane transport. Lineage: Eukaryota; Fungi; Ascomycota; Sordariomycetes; Hypocreales; Nectriaceae. Gene Ontology annotation, cellular component: membrane.